Messenger RNA from Aureobasidium pullulans EXF-150, 4772 nucleotides. RefSeq names its product calcium-translocating P-type ATPase. Bases 295 to 4440 code for a protein of 1381 amino acids. Gene Ontology annotation, molecular function: ATP binding; P-type calcium transporter activity; ATP hydrolysis activity. Gene Ontology annotation, cellular component: membrane; intracellular membrane-bounded organelle. The record is from RefSeq and is a predicted model, not a curated record. NCBI's taxonomy places the organism in Eukaryota, Fungi, Ascomycota, Dothideomycetes, Dothideales, Saccotheciaceae. Gene Ontology annotation, biological process: calcium ion transmembrane transport; intracellular calcium ion homeostasis. The transcript is spliced from 3 exons.
CAGCUACUAGCCGGCCGGUGAAGACGAGCGUUGGCAUACUGAAUAACCCGCAACGGGCAGUGUCGAUGGUAAAGUUCCUAUGAGCAUCUACCAUCCCUGAACGACAUCACUUGAGCCCUCACUGCCACUGCCACGGCCUCGACCACAGCUUGACGCCUUCAGCACAGCCUCUCUAUUCGCCCCAUUCCACUGCAUCAAAGGUCAAGCCACAGCUCUGCGAAUGUCCAUUGUUCAUUGAACUUCACAUAACCACAGCGUGCUGCAUCCUUGCGGCGCAACAACAGCCACACAACCAUGUCAGACUCAAAUCCUUUCAACCAAGACCAGGACACGCCCGUCCAAGGUCGCCGUAACAGGGCACCCACCAUCACCAUAGACACUUCAGCAGGCAAUGACCAAUCUUCAACAGGGCUGCACCCCUACCAGACUUCGCCCACUGAGCUGCGCCCAUCAAACUCGUUUGAUAACGAGAACAGCCGACCGACCUCUCCUCACAAUGUAUCAUCACCGACCUUCAACAACCAUCAGAACUUCCUCUCCGUUCCUCCGGCCCGCUCGCGCGCUGGUUCCUUCGACACACUCGGUGCAGAGUCCACAUCAACAGGCACAUACGUAAACUCAUCACCAGAACACGGUAUGCCCAAAGCCUUUGGCCCGCAAGACAGCCAUGGUGGUCCCGAAGUCCUUAGCGCCACCGAGGCAUUACAUCCUGAUCCCGGCACCGAGCCCGACUUCAGCAGAGAGAACAAUCCCUUCGCUUUCACUCCUGGUCAGAUGGGAAAAAUGUACAACCCCAAGAGUCUGGGCGCAUUCCAUGCCCUAGGAGGUAUCGCCGGUAUCGAGAAGGGUCUCCGAACAGACCGCAAGACUGGUCUGAGCUUGGAUGAACAACACCUUGAUGGUCACGUAUCGUUCGAGGAGGCCACUGACCACCAGAACCCCAACGCACAAUACCACUCGCAGGCCGGCAACGCUACUACACCUGGCUCGGGCGCCUUUGCUGACCGUCAUCGCAUCUUUGGCGACAACCGCCUUCCCGAAAAGAAGGCGAAGCCACUCUGGCUUCUCGCUUGGGAAGCAUACAAGGACAAGAUUCUCCUUUUGCUUACCGGAGCCGCCGUUGUCUCACUCGCUCUUGGUCUGUACCAGACUUUCGGAACCCCCCACGCCCCUGGUGUCCCUAGAGUGGAGUGGGUCGAAGGUGUCGCUAUCGUUGUCGCUAUUGUCAUCGUCGUCUCUGUCGGUGCCCUCAACGACUGGCAGAAGGAGCGUCAAUUCGUCAAACUCAACAAGAAGAAGGACAACCGCAUGGUCAAGGUCAUUCGCUCUGGAAAGACUCAGGAGAUUUCCGUUCACGACAUCUUCGCUGGUGAUGUCUUGCUUCUCGAACCUGGUGACAUGGUCCCAGUCGAUGGUGUGCUUAUCGAAGGUCACGGCAUCAAGUGCGACGAAUCUUCUGCAACCGGUGAAUCUGAUAUUAUCAAGAAGAGCGCCUCUGAGGAGGUGUGGCGCGCCAUGGAAGCCCAAGAGCCUCUUAAGAAACUCGAUCCUUUCAUUCUUUCUGGAGCCAAGAUCACCGAGGGUGUGGGCAAAUUCCUCGUCGUCGCUACUGGUGUGAACUCGAGUUACGGAAAAACCAUGAUGUCUCUUCGCGAGGACAACGAGGUUACCCCUCUGCAAUCCAAGCUGAACGUUCUGGCCGAGUACAUUGCCAAACUUGGUGGAGCUGCCGCACUGCUGCUGUUCGUCGUUCUGCUCAUCAAGUUCUGCGCAAAGCUGCCCAAUGACGAUAGAAGCCCAUCGGACAAGGCACAAAACUUCCUCAACAUCCUGAUUGUCGCUGUCACCAUUGUUGUCGUAGCAGUCCCUGAGGGUCUGCCCUUGGCAGUCACGCUGGCCCUGGCCUUUGCUACCAAGCGUAUGACUAAAGAUAACAAUCUUGUUCGUGUGCUCAGAUCCUGCGAAACCAUGGGUAACGCUACCACAGUCUGCUCCGACAAGACCGGUACUCUCACCCAAAAUGUCAUGACUGUUGUCGCUGGCACUGUCGGAACAACUUCCCGCUUUAGUGGCAAGAGCAGCAAGGAUCAGGAGAGUCAAGGUGCCGUCGACAGCUUGGAUACCACCGAGUUUGUCAGUACCCUGGGCGACAACGUAAAGGUUCUCAUGAAGGACUCGAUAGCGCUGAACUCCACUGCCUUCGAGGGUGAAGAGAAUGGUAAGCCCACUUUCAUCGGCUCAAAGACCGAGACUGCUCUCCUGUCCUUUGCCCGCGACUUCCUUGGUAUGGACUCCAUUAUCACUGAACGCUCAAACGCCGAGCUUGUUCAAUUCAUGCCUUUCGACUCUGGUCGCAAGUGCAUGGGUGUUGUCCAGAAGGUUGGCAACAAGUACAGACUCUAUGUCAAGGGUGCUUCUGAGAUCAUGCUGAGACAUGCUACAAUGAUCAUCAGAGACCCUAGCAAGGGUGUCGACGCCGUGUCCAUCUCUAACGACAAUGUCACGACUCUCAACCAGCUUAUCGAGACCUACGCAUCUAACUCUCUCCGUACUAUCGGGUUCCUUUAUCGCGAAUUCGAACAAUGGCCGCCAAAGAACGCUCGCAGACAAGAGGAUGACAAGACUCAAGCUGUCUUCGAAGAUAUCCUCAAGGACAUGACCUUCCUCGGUGUCAUUGGUAUCCAGGACCCUCUACGCUCCGGUGUAACAGAGGCUGUCAUGGAUUGCCUUACUGCUGGUGUCUUCCCCCGUAUGGUUACUGGUGACAACAUUUUGACUGCAAAGGCUAUUGCUACUGAGUGCGGUAUCUUCACCACUGGAGGUGUCGCUCUUGAAGGACCUGUCUUCAGAAAGAUGUCCAAGCAAGAGCAGUUGGCCGUUAUUCCCAAGCUCCAAGUCCUAGCAAGAUCUUCUCCCGAUGACAAGCGUGUUCUCGUCAAACGUUUGAAGGAGAUGGGCGAAACAGUCGCGGUCACUGGUGAUGGUACCAACGACGCUCCUGCUCUUAAAGCCGCCGAUGUCGGUUUUUCCAUGGGUAUCGCUGGCACAGAAGUCGCAAAGGAGGCAUCCGACAUCAUUCUCAUGGACGACAACUUUGCUUCCAUCAUCAAGGCACUCAUGUGGGGUCGUGCAGUCAACGACGCCGUCCAGAAGUUCUUGCAGUUCCAAAUCACCGUCAACAUCACCGCCGUCUUGUUGGCUUUCGUGUCCGCCGUCGCCAGUGACGAAGAGGCUUCCGUCCUGACUGCAGUCCAGCUGCUUUGGGUCAACCUCAUCAUGGACACGUUCGCUGCUCUCGCUCUCGCCACCGACCCUCCCACUCGCAACAUCAUCAACCGCAAGCCCGCUCCCAAGUCCGCACCUCUCAUAACAUUGAACAUGUGGAAGAUGAUCAUUGGCCAAGCAAUCUUCCAACUUGUCGUCACUUUCGUCCUGUUCUUUGGCCAGCACCGCAGCGACGAUGGCGGUCUGCUCAGCUACAGCGACGACAACGAAAGAGAAAGACUUAACGCCAUGGUCUUCAACUGCUUCGUCUGGUUCCAGAUCUUCAACAUGUUCAACAACAGACGUCUUGACAACAAGUUCAACAUUUUCGAGGGCGUCCAACGCAACCAAUUUUUCAUCUUCAUCGCGCUCAUUAUGAUUGGCGGACAAGUUAUGAUCAUGUUCGUGGGAGGUCGUGCUUUCAGUGUCCAGCGUCUUACUGGCGAGGAGUGGGCCUACUCUGUCGGUCUGGGUGCCAUCUCUCUUCCGGUUGGUAUCAUCAUCCGUCUCAUUCCUGAUGAGCUUGUUGCUCGUCUGGUCCCUGAGUGGGUCAAGCGCAAGGCAGCCCCUAAGCUUGUUGUUGAGGAUGAGGAGCGACCAUUCGAAUACACCCAGGCCCUUCUCGACAUCCGUGAUGAGCUUGCCUUCAUCAAGAGAUUCAAGGGCGGUCGUCUCAACCAGAUCAAGUUCACACUCAAGCACCCCCGCGAAGCCCUUCUGCACUCCCGCUCGGCAUCUCGUUCGCGUAGUAGCAUGUCAUUGCCGCAAACACCCAACGGCGAGCACAGCGAAGGAGAAGCACAGUCACUUGCACCUCCCACUCCCGACUCGCGCCGCCGCUCGCGUGGCCGUUCGCGAUCAAACUCUGCAUUCGCCGGAGCUGCUAUGGCUGGUAUUGUCGCAGGCAGUAUCGGCGCUGCAUGGUCCCCGAUAGAACGUGGUCAUGGUGAUAACGACAGCAUGAAGUUUGCUCGUGCCAGAUCGCGAAGUGAUUUGAGCCGUGAGAGCGGUCUCGACAUUCACCCUGACACCAAGCCGCAAGAUCCUGUUGUAGUUCAGCAGAAGGUUGAUGGCCACCACCCACCUAGUCAAUCCAACGACACUACUCCUGCUUUCGGAUCAGGGCCUUUCGGCGGACAGCCUGAUGUCAAGGUCGACGACAGCACUAAGAACUGAGUUGUCUUGACAAAAUGGCUCUGACUGUAACAAUGGCUUUGAGCGAAUGGGUCUCUUUCUUGUAUUCUUUUUCUUGUCAUUACUUUUUCUAAACUGGGGACGACUGGCGUUUUUAGCAACCAUAGAUAUCCUCUCUGUUUUCGUUUUCGGUCAAACAUGACUUAUGGGAAGGGCAAAAUUAUUGUUUCUCCUACUUUAAUACUCUUGUUUCCACCCCUGAUUUGCUUGCUUUGAUCACUUUUUGUGUUUUCUUCGAAUGUCACUGUGCUGACGAGCGGUCUCAAACAAAAGCUAGCACAUUAUUCAAUCAAUUGAUCAGAAAAUCAGCUUGC